Molecule: messenger RNA, 2825 nt
Organism: Trichogramma pretiosum
Lineage: Eukaryota; Metazoa; Arthropoda; Insecta; Hymenoptera; Trichogrammatidae
Exons: 10
Coding region: 517-2202 (561 amino acids)
Source: RefSeq, a predicted model, not a curated record
AACUUUUCAUUUGCAAACUGAAUUUCUGAUCAUAUACAUGAUACAUACAGCAUUAAACUAACGCUCAUAUUGUACAACAUUACGCCGCAGUGCAGCGCUAAAGUAUGUAAGCUUUGUUGGUAGUUGGUACUUCCGAUAGAAGAUAAGCCUGCAGCAAAUAUAGUGUAGUCUUUCUCUCUUUUCAUCAAUGCUAUGGUCAAAUAUCGUCACGGAGCAAUAUCACGUUGGUUCAGAGAAAUUUUUUGUUCGCGCUAAAUUAGACUUUGUGUAUCAGUGUGUAUCAGUGUGCAUCAGUAUACUUCGUGUGUGUACGAUAAAAAUUUCGUCGAGCAAACCGAUAAUGAGUAUUUCACCUUCGUCUCGAAAAUGCAUUCGGAUGUUUGAUUCGAGUAAAAGGUCUCAGUACAGUUGUAACAGCGGUAUCAUCACUAGGCGAAGGAUCUGAAUACUUCAAGCGCGUGUGAGGAGAUUCGAGUAUGUCAUUUAUGGAAGAAGAAAAUAUUUAUCAUCUACCAAAUGAUGGACACCAUGGCAGAAACAGGGAAUAAAAUUGAUCCCUUGCAAUUAAAUUGUGAAGCUGAAAAUUGUGUAGAAGUUUCAACAGAUUCUCAGAAAUCAGAUACAUCUCACAGUGAUAUCAUUCAUAUUGAUCCUAGUGAUGAUAUUAUACCAGGUGGGGUUUCACAGAUUAAUCUCGAAGAGCGUGAUCCACUAAAGUCAGACACUUCUGACAGCAGCGAUGAUUGCAAAACCAUUUUUUACAACAUAGGAGAAAAAAUUAGAAUAAGAAAUAUUUCAUCUGACGUCGAUAUCGUUAGCUUCAGUCCAGUCAAAACAAAAAAUAUAUGUUCAAUAGCAAUCAAUCAUCAAAGAGAAAUAAUUCAUCAUAGUUCACUUGAAAACAAUCAUAACGUUGAUGAGUUUGAAAUUUUCCAAUCAAAACUUGGUGCUGAUGAUAUAGUUAGUUCACCACAUCAAGAACUAACCGAUGAAGAAGAGUUUCCUGAAGUUUAUGAAAUUGAACCACCUGAUCCACCUCAACUCAAGCGUAAGCCGAUUAGUGGAGAAAAUGAUGAAAUUGAUGGACACGAAGGAGUCAUACCUCACAAAAAAAUUUGUGCAAACCACAAUUCAGGGAUAAGCGACAUACCCACAGAACUUCUUAGUUCUAAAAAAUCCAUUGAUCAUAAUAAUGGUACUGGAAUUGAUUCAUUAUGUUCCAAAAAAAAGAAAAAAACAUCAAGUGAUUAUCCUGUGGUAGAAGAAAGAUUAACUCGAGGAAAAGCACGAGCUGCCAAUCAAAUCAUCCAAAAUCUCAACCAAGCAGAUGAAAUAACGAGUCUUGCUUCAUCGAUUGUGAAAAUUCCUGUAGUAAAAAAUGGAAAUUCUACUACCUUAAGCUCUGUUAAAAUUGACGAGGAAACUGCAUUUGUUUCAAACACAUGUGCUUUUGAUAGUUUAUUGCAAAUAUUACUAACAGCAUCUUACGAUUAUGAGCCCAUCCUUGUGCAAGUCGAUAGCCUUGCUGAAAAGACAGAUGUAUUUAAAGUUAUUCAAUAUAUUAUGAAAAAAGGAGUUAAUAGCUACAUGUAUAAUAUGAGAGCACAAAUUUUGAAAAAGCAUUUUGAAAUGCAGGAUAACCCUGAAGCUGAAAAUGAAAAGCUAUUGGAUUGUUUAUGUAACAUUGGGUCUAUGACUAAAAAAUUAUUUGAAUGUGUUCCUAGCUUUACAGAGAUUUCAAAAUGUCAAUUUGGUUGUCCACCUAGAAUAAAAAAAUUCACUGUAUAUCCAAUUGAAGUAUCCAAUUUGAUGGCUCCUCAAGGUAAAUACGUUAUUGAUGAUUUUGUUAAUAUUUGUCAGCACACCAUGUGUACAAGAAAGGGUUGCAGUGGAAUUGAAGAAACAAUACUUAAUAUUGGUAAUAUAGUUAUGCUAGAUAUUCCUAUCAAUACACACAAGAGGAAAGUACAAAUAAAGAAACUUGCCACUGAAUUAGAUAUCCCAAAGAAUGAUAUUCAAUGCCUUAAAUUAUUAGGUUUUGUUGAUAUGGACGUAAAACAAAAGCAUUAUACUGCUGUAGUUUAUAGAGAUGUUGAGCAAAAAUGGAGUCGAUUCGACGACAUUAUUGGAAAAGUACAGUAUAUACCUGAUGAUACCCCAGUAAGGCCAGCUUUACUGGUAUUUAUUAAAGUCGAUAGAUAAUAUACGACCAAUUUUAAUUUUUAACGAAGAAUUUAAAAUGUUGUAAAUAAUCCAAAAUUUGUAUAUCUUAUGUACAUAAAUCGCAAAAAAUACGAGUGUUGAUUAUUAAUACAGGUAUGAUUUAUGUAAAUUGCAGUAUUAUAAACUUAAAACUGUUUAUGAACUGAUUAAUUAUUGUUAUUAACUAUAUUUAAAUACUUUUUAUAUUCACAAAUAGAUUUAUUACUUUGAUACAGUCUAUAUAAUUAAAAGUCUGUUACCUGAUAUUAUAUAAAUAUACUAAAAAGUAUGUCAGGAAAAUCAGUUUAACUUUUUGGCAAUUAAAUGUGAUAAACCUUUUCUAUAUUCCAAACGAAAAAUUUAAUUUCAUGUUUGGAGUAUGAAAAGUAAGGUAUGCCAAGUUAAAGCAAAAAAUGAGACAUUUUAAGACCAAGUUUAUGUGUUUUUCUCUGCAAUUGCCAUCUUUAUUAAAUUAAAUGAUUUAAAUAAAGUAUUUCUAAUGAAAAAUGUUUAAGAGUCGUGCAAUUUUAAAUAUGACUUUAAUUAGCUAGAGAGUAAUGUACUGACUUGUGCAAGGUUCAAAUUAUUUAUAUAUAUUAAAUAAAUAAAUGAUGUGGAUUUAA